AUGCCCAUGUAUUCGUUAAUGAAAAUACAUUAUUUUCCUUUUUCCUUUAAAGUAAGACCGAAUGUUUUCCUGUGUCCUGCAGGACAUAGACAGAAGUUGGAAGAGCAGAGUAAAAAUGCCAGCCUGGCCUUCUCAGAACGCCUCAGUGAAUUAGAGCAGCUACGUCGCUCGGCCAUGAGGCUCAGCCCUCAUCACCCCACUACCGCUCCCAACCCGCGGCCCUCACUGAAUCCCACAACCGCCUUUAACCCUCAGGCACCAAGCCAAAUUCAAGAUACCAGGCAUGUACAGCCUUCUCCACCAUGGACAUAUGACCAGUCAUACCCGUAUAUUGGGCAGAUCUCCACACCUUCUGUUCAUCCUACAACACCGAUCUCCCCUGGGCGAGCGAGUGGGAUGCCGACAAUCACAGCAGAAAUUUCCAGCAGGCUUUCAGGUGCCUCUGAUCUAACAGCAUUUGGAGACCCAAGAAUGGGCAUUGACCGUCAAUUCUCAGCCCUUCCUUCUCUUUCUGACAGUCGCUUCACAGAUCCUCGAAUGCACUACCCAGGACCAUUUGCAUACACACCCACCCCCGUCACUACAGGCAUAGGAAUUGGCAUGUCUGCCAUGACAACUGCAGCACGUUACCACACAUACCUGCCUCCUCCUUACCCAGGUUCUGCCCAAGGUCAAACUGGACCCUUCCAAACCAGUUCUUCUCCUUACCAUCUAUACUAUGGCACCUCAGCUGGGUCCUAUCAGUUUUCCAUGAUGACAGGAGGAGACCGGUCGCCACCCCGGAUUCUACCACCCUGCACUAAUGCAUCCACAGGAUCUAGCCUCCUCAACCCAAACCUUCCCAAUCAAAGUGAUGUAGUGGACGCAGAUGGGAGUCAUAGCAACUCUCCAACAAAUAUGAGCACCACAGGAAGACUGGAGGAAGCGGUGUGGCGGCCAUAUUGACUAUGAAGCAUCUUCACCUCAAUCAACGAGCUCAUGGAUUCCUACAUCAAUGGCAAAGCAAGUGCAAGAUUUUCAUUAGACCUGGAAACAUUGGGGGCACUGAGAAAACCAUGAUUGGGAUCAUUGAGUGUGUAAGGAAAAUAUUUGUAUUCAUUCGGUUACAUUUUGCCAGGUUUAUCGUCUUUGGAGAUUCAUCCGAGUUGUUUUGCAUCUACUGGCAAAAAGUCUUUUUGUCUCGCACCUUACCUUGUAUGAAGCAAAACAGUUUUUAUUUGCCUGAAUUUUAUUAAAAUAAAUGAAUAUUGUUGCCUACAGAUUGAAAGGAAGUUGCCAGCUUGCCUUUUCAUCUGUCAUCGGUUUCCUUUUUCAAAAACGUAACAGCUUCAGUUUUCAAUCAAAUUGACUACUGUGCAGCGAGUAAUGCAAGCAGGCCAGAUAGUUUGCGGUUUUUUUAAAGCAAGUUAAUAGCAUUUAUGAAAUUUUAAAAUCCAAAAAAAGACAAUAAACACUUUUGUUAACCAAAUGGGAUAGAUUUCAGUUACAGAAAAUAUAUGGAGCAAAGCUUGACAUUAUUUUGUGUUUUAUUUCAACAUCUGUGUUAGUUGCUUGACUUUCCUACUGGCACAUUACAUCCAAAGAAGCUGGGCCUGCCUGAAAUGUGCCAGAAGCAUAAACAUUUAAGAUGGACUUUUAACAGUACAGCGGGGCAGCAGGUAAUCAGGAAGGCUAAUGGAAUGCUGACCCUUAUUUCAACGCAGUUGGAGUAUAAGAGUAGGGAAGUCUUACCGCAUAUGCACAAGUACUGGUGAGACGACAUCUGGAAUACUGUGAGCAGUUUUUUUGAAAAUUAAAAAAAAUAUCAUUUCAUUGGAAGCAGUUCAGAGAAUGUUCACUAGGAUGAUCCCUAGUAUGGAGGAAUUGUUUAUAAACAAGAGUUAAACAGGAUAGGACUCUACUCUUUGAAAUUUAGAAGAAUGAGAGGUAAUCUAGGACCGACGGAUAUAGUCUCAAGAUAAAAGCUGGCAAUUUAAGACUGAGUUAAGACUCUGUCAGAGGGGUGAGAGUCUUUGGAACUCCAUGCCACAGAGAGCUGUUGAGGUCCUUGUGUAUAUUUAUGGCUGACAUUCUUGAUCAGUUGAGGGUUACAGGGAAAGGGGAGGAAAAUGGGCAUGAGGAAUGUUGAAUCAGCCAUCAUCUUAUUGAAUGGCACAGCAGGCUCAAGGGCCUAAAUAGUCUGUUCCUAUUCCUAUGGUCCUGUGUUUUUUUAUGCUUCAAUUCACCUUUUUAAAAACAAAUCAAUGGCUCCCUGCCACUGGGGCUUAGCAGAUGCUGUGGACAGAGAGGGCAAACACUAGGUUGCACCAUUGUUCACAAUUCCUUGGUUGUUGGAUAGGGUGGACUUGAACUUGAUAUAGGCCAGGUGAGACACAGCAAUAAGUGUCCAUCUUUGAGGUGAGAUGAUGCACUGAUUUGGAGAUUACAACAAAAUAAAUCACUUGCGAAUUCAACCUAUUUUCUGAAAAUGUUUAGUCUAUGCCUUUUCUGUACAGAACAAAUGAUCACAAUGAUAUCUAUAGUGGAGGAAGUCCAUUGAUGGGCUUUGGGCGCUUGCAGUAUUGAUCAGUUUGGGUAAGGUUAAAAGUGCAAUUUGUAUAUGUUGUAGCAUAAAGAGGCAUUGAUAGUAACUCCUCUUCUGAUCCUGGUUUCAGUUCGAAUCUUCUUUCUUCUAGAGUCAAAUGGUUAAUCCCCCAAGAAGAUAUCUGGUAUAUCGAGCUUUGAUUUCCCCAACACUUAGCAUCUGUUAGUAGUGCUAGUAGAAGAGUGUUAGUAACAUUUCCAGAUGUUGGCCCAUUGGCACUUAAACCACAGUGGACCUAUUAAGCUUUGCAAACAUAUAUUUGAAAGAAGGAAGAUGGUCAGUCAACACUGCUAUAUCAAAUGACUCCAGACAUGUCAGGCACCAGAGAAAGACAGGCACAGGAGCAGCAGACCUCAGAUCCAUCUGCAUUCUGCUCUGGUUACUGGACCCAACUGCCAACAAGUCAUGGCUUUUAUAAUAAUUGGUUGAAUGUUAUUUAAUUUCCAUUGUGAGUGUAUUACUUAAUUUGCUGGUCAACACAAAAGAUCAUGGGAAAGCAGGACUUUAAAUCAAUGUUUCAAAGACUGGAACAUGAUUCAAAUAAGGAAGGUCCAGGGCUGCAGGCAGCAAAACAGCUGGAUUUGUUAUUUAAAGCUUUGGUUUCCAAGAGUUCCUUAUUGAUUCUUUAAAACAGUAUAUAAGGAGCACUUAUGUUUAUUUGCUACCUUACAAUAGUAAGAUAUGCCAGCUGUCUUAAAUAUGUAUGCAGUGUGUUGACUAAAGACUGGAUAAUUUACGUCAUUCUGAUGAGCUAUGAGAUUGUUAUCGGUUUCUUGAGUCAAGCUCAUUAUUGUGUCUAUAUUUGUAAAUAAGCAAGAGUUUUUUUCCAAGAAAAUUUCCAGCUAUCAUUGCUAGUAAUUGUACAAACACCACUGCGCUUCAGACUUUUCUUUUCAACGAUUUUUUUCAAACAACUUCUCAAUUGCAUUUGCAAAACUCCUGUAGUUUAUGUUGUCAUUUUUCGAACCUAGAUGUUGUAAGUGUAAAGUUAACACGCAUUAAGAAAGCAUUUCCUGUUCACUGCAACCCAGCUAUUGGAUGCCUUUUCUCCAGCACAGCAGCUAACUCCCACAGUGGAUAGUAUCAGAGCGGCUGGACUGCUGCAGGUUUUCUGAUGAACAUAUUGACAUUCAUACUCUUUGUACCAAAGUUUGUUGAACAAUUUCAUAGUUAUAUUGUGGCUGGCUAAUAAAUUAGUUUGUUGAACAA
Molecule: messenger RNA, 3793 nt
Organism: Chiloscyllium plagiosum (whitespotted bambooshark)
Lineage: Eukaryota; Metazoa; Chordata; Chondrichthyes; Orectolobiformes; Hemiscylliidae
Source: RefSeq, a predicted model, not a curated record